Molecule: messenger RNA, 1521 nt
Organism: Eimeria mitis
Lineage: Eukaryota; Apicomplexa; Conoidasida; Eucoccidiorida; Eimeriidae
Exons: 6
Coding region: 1-1521 (506 amino acids)
Biological process (GO): response to radiation; error-prone translesion synthesis
Cellular component (GO): replication fork; nucleus; site of double-strand break
Molecular function (GO): DNA-directed DNA polymerase activity
Source: RefSeq, a predicted model, not a curated record
AUGGCGCCCCCGAACUGCGUGCCGGUAUUCUGCCACUUGGACUUGGACUGCUUCUACUGCCAGGUAGAGCACCGCCGCCUCGGCAUCCCGAGACACGUACCCCUCGCUGUGAGACAGUGGGACAGCGUGAUAGCUGUGAACUACCCAGCUCGAGCGAUGGGGGUUAAGAGGGGGCAGCGGGUGGAGACGGUGCGGUCUCUCUGCCCCUCAAUAGAGCUCGUCCAUGUAGAGACUAUCUCAGCCAGAGACAAAGGAGACAGAACACAGCCGGACUGGAAGGCAGACAAAGUGACGUUGCAGCGGUACAGAGACGCUUCUGCUGAGGUGUUAUCUUUGUUACUAGAUUACUGCCAGCUAGUGGAGAAGGCCUCCAUAGAUGAGGUGUAUGCGGACCUCACCCCCCACGCCGCUGCCCUCGUCCUCUCCCUCAUCAACGAGGGGCCCCCCUCAGACACAGAAGACGGGGGGGCCCCCCAACCCAGUCCUCAGGGGGGCCACCAACCCAGUCCUCAGGGGGCCCCCCAACCCAGUCCUCAGGGGGCCCCUCAACCCAGUCCUCAGGGGGUCCCCGAAGCCUGUCCUCAGGGGGCCCCCCAACCCAGCCCGCAGGGGGGCCCCCAACACAGUCCUCAGGGGGGCCCCCAACCCGCUUCUCAGGGGGGCCCCCAACCCACAGUACCGUCCGUCCCCGCAGAGGGGCCCCCACGGAUUACAUUAGGCACUUCGCAUGAGGCAGCCCCUGAGGGGGCCCCUGAGGGGGCCUCUGAGGGGCCCGCUGCUGUAGCCACUGAGGGGCCCCCUGCUGUAGCCCCUGAGGGGCCCCCUGCGGUACCCCCCGAGGGGCCCCCUGCGGUACCCCCCAAGAGGCCCCCUGCGGUACCCCUCGAGGGGCCCCCUGCGGCAGUCCCUGAGGGGGCCCCCGAGGGGCCCCCUGCAGUAGGCCCUGAGGGGGCCCCUGAGCAGGCUGCUGAGGGGGCCCCUGAAGCGGCCCUUGAAAGGGAUGGGGGGCCCCCCCAAGGCCCCCUUGAGGGGCCCCCUAAAGGAGGGUCUUGUGGGGGGGCCCCCUCCACUCCAUCAACUCCGUCAGAUGCCCAGUUAGAGCGCAGGGGGCCCCCCGAUACCCCUGAGGCCCCUGGGGCCUCGGGGCCCCCUGGGGGCCCCUCUGUUUCUAGUGGUUUGUCUUACAGCCCCUCGCCUGUGGGUGCUGCAGUGAAGCAGCAGGGGGCCCCCCUUCCUCCCCUUGGAAGGGUACAGGAGGAGGAGGAGACGCAGGGGGGGGCCCCCCCUUGGGGGCCCCUGCCCCUGAGCCCUCUUCGUCUCCUGGGGGCCCUUCCUGUGGACCCUCGUCUCCCCUGGGGGCCCCCACGGGGGCCCCCCAGGGCCCCCAAAGGGGCCCCCGUCAGGAGCAUCCGGCAGAGGCCCCUUGGGCGGUUGGGGGCAGCACAGGCAGCGGUGAUGGGGGCCCCUGCGGGGGCCCCUCCCCCCCAGAGGGGCCCCGUUGGUCUCCCACUACCCCCAUAG